Molecule: messenger RNA, 780 nt
Organism: Auxenochlorella protothecoides
Lineage: Eukaryota; Viridiplantae; Chlorophyta; Trebouxiophyceae; Chlorellales; Chlorellaceae
Product: 50S ribosomal protein L3-1, chloroplastic
Exons: 5
Coding region: 1-780 (259 amino acids)
Biological process (GO): translation
Cellular component (GO): ribosome
Molecular function (GO): structural constituent of ribosome
Source: RefSeq, a predicted model, not a curated record
AUGGUCAUGCUUGCACCUGUGCAGGCAUCCCUCAGCAGCCUGAGCCUGCAUGGGGCCGGCGCGGCGCUGAGGCCCUUCACGACGUCUUCAUCCAUGCGUCAGAGGAAAUGCACGAUCAGCUGCCGCAGCAUGGAGGCCGGUGUGGGAAUCUUCGGCACCAAGGCUGGCAUGACGUCCAUCUACAAGGAUGGCAACAUGCUCCCCGUGACGGUGGUGGCCCUCGAGCCCGGCAACAUCGUGACCCAGCUCAAGUCGGAGGGCCGGGAGGGGUACAACUCCGUGCAGGUGGGGUACCGCGUCGUCCCCGACCGUAAGAUCACCAAGCCAGAGCGCAACCACCUGGCCAAGGCGGGCGCGCCGCCCAUGAAGUUCCUGAGGGAGUUCAAGGUAAAGGACACCCAAGGACUUGAGCCUGGUCAGGCCUUGAACAUUGCCUCGAUGUUUAAGGAGGGCGACUUUGUGGACGUUGCCGGCACGAGCAUCGGCAAGGGAUUCCAGGGCUGCAUCAAGAAGUACAACUUCCACCGGGGAGCGAUGACGCACGGGUCCAAGUCCAAGCGCGAGCAUGGCAGCAUCGGUCCCGGCACGACCCCGGGUCGCGUCUUCAAGGGCGUGAAGAUGCCGGGACAGAUGGGGAACGAGCGUGUCAAGAUCCGCAAAGUGGAGGUGCUUCUGGUGGAUGAGGAGAACGGUGCGCUGGUGCUCAAGGGAGGACUACCGGGCAAGGCUGGCAACGUGCUGGAGAUCUGUCCGGCCAAAAUCGUUGGUGUGAAUGUCUGA